AUGGAGGAAAUCCCAGAUGAUUGUGAUUCCAUCUAUUGUGGUGGGUGCAGAACUCGAGUUGCAUUCAUCGAGGAUGUCUUUGUUACUAUGUCGUCAGUAGGGAUCUUUGAUAGGGUGUUUAAUGUUGAAGUAUCAGACGACGUGAAUAAUCAUCACCAACAAGAUGCAAAUACCCUAGCCAAUACUUACUGUGUCCAAUGUGGAAGGAUGCUCGGGUGGAAAUUUAUUGAAGUCAUCCAACAGAGAUUGUAUGUUAAGGAAGGAACAUUCCGUUUGAGAUAUGACAUGCUUAGUUUUGAAGAGAAAAAUGUUGAUCAAGAUGUAGGCGGUAAUCAACAGGUUCCUAUUGAACAAGAAUAUCAAGAUGGAGACGGUGAUCAACAGGUUCCUCAUGAACAAGAUUUAGGCGCUAAUGAGCAAAAUGCUGAUCAAGAUAGAGGCGGUGAUCAAGAGGUUCCUAAUGGACAAGAUUUAGGCGAUAAUGAGCAAAAUGAUGAUCAAGAUGGAGGCGGUGAUGAACAGAAUCAUGAUCCAGAUGGAAGGGAUAAUCAACAGGCUCCUAAUGAACACAAUUUAGGCGCUAAUGAGCAAAAUGAUGAUUAA
Messenger RNA from Solanum stenotomum, 603 nucleotides. Its product is annotated as protein yippee-like At3g11230. The transcript is spliced from 5 exons. Lineage: Eukaryota; Viridiplantae; Streptophyta; Magnoliopsida; Solanales; Solanaceae. The record is from RefSeq and is a predicted model, not a curated record. Bases 1 to 603 code for a protein of 200 amino acids.